Aphanomyces astaci is the source of this 1535-nucleotide messenger RNA. RefSeq lists its product as hypothetical. The record is from RefSeq and is a predicted model, not a curated record. The transcript has 9 exons. The coding region runs from base 38 to 1123 and encodes 361 amino acids. Gene Ontology annotation, biological process: poly(A)+ mRNA export from nucleus. Gene Ontology annotation, cellular component: nucleus. NCBI's taxonomy places the organism in Eukaryota, Oomycota, Saprolegniomycetes, Saprolegniales, Verrucalvaceae.
CCACACUCGCAAAAAUAGCGCUGGCCCCAAGGAGCAGAUGGCGACAGAUGAACAGCAGAAGGUUGAAGAUAUGUUUGGAUCCGACUCGGAAUCGGACGAAGAGACGUUCAAAGGCUCUUCCGUUAAGCCUGGUCCCGUAAACGAAUCAAACUCGGGGCUGUUUGGGUCGGACUCGGAAUCCGAUGCAGAGGAGCAACCCAAGAAGCUCAAAAAGACAACAACCGCAGCACCCAAGAAGAGCGAGGCAUCCAAACCUCCCAAGCCUGCCCAGCGCAAGCCGCAACGAGCUGUGGACGACGACGACGACGAUGCUAGUCAUAAACCUCCUCCUCGUGGCGAGGGUGAUGAGUACGAUUCCGGCGACGAAGUGGUGCGUUCGAAGGAUGACGAAGCGUUCAUCGACGAAGAGGACGACCUGGAUGGUGUCUUAGGCGAGUACAACCAGGACAACCAGCACUUCCAUGACGAACGGCCGGACGAAGAGGACGAAGAAGGCGGACGCUAUAGCCGCGGCGGCGGACACGAGGAAGAUUACUUUGAGGACACGCUCAAGUCCAUGAAGCCCGGGCGCGGCCGCGGCAAGAUGAAGUUGUCGCAGCAAGAAAUCGAGUCGCUCGUUCAGGAAGUGCUGUACAAGAUGGACAAGGCGUACAACGACGACCAAGUGUCGAUGGAGCGCAAGGUGCCUGCAUUUGAAAAGUUGAAACUCGUUGACAAGCUGUCGACGUUGUUGCGAAAAGUUCAGCUGCAGCUGCCCAUGUUGGACUUCAACUUGCUCGAGAUUAUCAAAAAGUGGAUCCAUCCCAAGGAGUCGGGCGAGCUGCCCAACCUUGGCCUACGCACCAAAGUCUUGGAUAUAGUCCAGCGGUUGCCGAUCGACAAGGAGCACUUGAAGCGCAGUGGGUUUGGCAAAGUGAUUAUGAUCUUAUGGAAGCACCCGGACGAGAGUGCCGAUAACAAGGAAGUGUGUCGCCAGCUCAUUGAUCGAUGGAGCCGCAACGUGUUCUCGAAGACGUUGGACUUUUCCAAACUCGGCGAACUCGAAGCCGAGAAGCGCGAAGCCAACGGCAACGCCAUGCGAUCGGACCGACGGUAUGACCAUGUAAAGAAACAGAGACUUUGACUCGACGGAGGGGUGUCAUAGGCAGCCGGCGCGGGGCGUCGAAUCGGUGCGCAACCGAGGCUUCCUCAACAAGAGCGCAACCAACGCCGACGCGACCAACGGAUCGGACCGCGUGCGCCUCCCAGAGCAGAUCCGCAUCGAUUUUACCAUGCGCCCGCAGCCAAAGGUAGACGCGAGCCAGAUGCCGUCGACAAAGAUGGACCCCGAGUCCAAGAAGGCCCGCCUUCUCAAGCGUAUGCAAGUGAUUGCGCGACCCACGAAACGUGCCAAGCGAGCCGUCAAGAUGAGUAUUGAAGGGCGAGGGCUGCAGUCGUAAACUACUGGUAGCUAGGUAGCUAGCUAGCUACAUACAGUAGUCGACAGCUGGAUAUUUCCGAGUGUGAAUAAAAGGGAGUAUUCGGCCUGCCUAACA